Molecule: messenger RNA, 1614 nt
Organism: Anthonomus grandis grandis
Lineage: Eukaryota; Metazoa; Arthropoda; Insecta; Coleoptera; Curculionidae
Product: arrestin domain-containing protein 3-like
Exons: 10
Coding region: 546-1595 (349 amino acids)
Biological process (GO): protein transport
Cellular component (GO): cytoplasm
Source: RefSeq, a predicted model, not a curated record
AAAAAAUAUACUUAUAAAAAACAACAAAAAAAUAAAUAAACGGUGAUUUACUGUAGCCGGUCGCCUUAGUUUCCAACUAAAUUAAAUUAAUUAAAAUAAUAAGAAAAGCAAUUUUCCAGUUGCCUCAUUCGCCUCCACCCUCGAAGACCUGCGAUUUUCCAGCGAUCAAUAAAUCCGCCGGAAAACAGCUGACAAACACACACACACUCAUGCGAAAGUUUAAUUUUCCAGCAGAGAUUUUCCAGAAUGCCGAUUUAUAGGCGAACGUGUAAACACGAUUGAGUCGUAGGUUCCGAAUAUACGUCCAGACAUUUCUCAUAAUAGUCUCAUAUGUGACCAGGAAAAGCCAAGAAACUUCGGAAAAGUUACGGAUUCCUAUAUUUUCCCGUUUUCCAGGCACAAAAUCAUGUAAAUUGAAUCGUGGAAAUGUUGUGUGUGGGUGUACGUUCACCUGUUAUAUGGCGUCUCAGGAUUUAAGGUUAAACUGUUAUAAAAAACCUUCGAUAGCCUAAAACGAGGAUUCCAACGAAUUUUGGUGAAAUAUAAUGGAUUACAUUCGUGAAUUCGAUAUCCAGCUGGAAAGGGAAUACUACUAUGCAGGUGAAAUUAUUUGUGGAAAUGUGAUUUUGGAUACUGUGGAAAAUUUCAAAUUAAGAACCAUAAGGGUAGUGUUAAGAGGGCGAGCACACGCGGAAUGGAAAGUGAUGCUAUCUGGAGACAGACGCACGGUGAAAGGUGACCAGUACUUUAUGGAUCAGAGGCAAACCAUAUGGGGCGAGAAGAACUUGGAAACGACCAUUCCGAUUUUACCUAGAGGGGUGCACAAAUUCCCUUUUAAAUUCACCUUGCCGGAAUCGUCCCUUCCAUGUUCGUUCGAGAGUAAAGCGGCCCAAAUCCGGUAUUUCUUUAAAGUGACCAUCGACAUUCCGUACGCGAGCCCGCCCCAAGGGAUGAAAUAUUUCACCGUCAUAGGGCCACACAUCGACUGCAUGGACGAACAUUAUUUAAAGCCCACCGUAUUGGAGGAUCGUAGGUCGACGUGCUGCUGGUGUUGCAAAAAGGGCACGGUGUCACUCAGGUGCGUACUGGAACGAUCCGCGUACGUUUGUAGGGAAAGUAUUAAAAUCAAAGCCACCAUAGACAAUCAGGGUGAGGAGGAAGUCAAACUGAGAGUGAGGUUAGAGCAAAUUUGCGAGUUUUUUAUCGACAGGGGGGUCCUUGGGGUGUCUAAGGAUCUGAAAAAUGUGGUCCUAGAGUACAAGGGCAACCCAGUGAAACCCCAUAAAAGGAUUAAGUGGGACAGUGGGACGGUCUUGGUUAUACCACCUGUGCCCACCACUUUGGUUAAUAUUUGUCGAUUAAUACAAGUUUUUUAUGUAUUAACUGUCAGUUUAGAUACGGAAAAAGAGCCGGACCUGGUGUCGGUUAAUAUGCCACUGAUUAUUGGUACGGUGCCAUUCAGGAUACCAAAUAGUGAUAAAAGCCCCGCAAUUAAAUAUGAACACGCCUGUUCACAUGUCGAGGGCGGGCAGUAUUUGGCCCCCGAUUUCUUAUUGGGGCAAGUCUACGAUGGAAACGAACAUUACCUAAGGUAGUAAAUUAACUAGACUUUUA